CUGUCAAGUGAUGACAACGUCCUUGACUAACCUGAGUGACUAACUCGAUUUUGCUGCAUUUCGUCGUAAAACAGUUUAAUCUAUACGCUGAUAUCUGUUGUGAUUGUCCAGUAAUAAAACAAUUAUCACAUUUAAACACACCGUUCCUUAACAUUAAAUAUGGAGAGUUUCUCAUCCUACCAAAAUGGCAGUUCGAAUCGGGAACAGGAUUUCCAGAAGCUUUCACAAACAAUUGGAACAAGCAUACAGAAAAUCUCACAAAAUGUAUCAUCUAUGCAGAGAAUGGUCAACCAGAUUGGAACUAAUCAAGAUUCACAGGAGUUACGGAAACAAUUACAUAACAUUCAACAUUAUACACAGCAGCUAGUGAAAGACACAAGUGGAUACAUCAAAGACUUGCAUAAUGUCCCAGCAUCUCUCAUACAAUCAGAACAGAGGCAGAGGAAGAUGCAAAAGGAGAGAUUGCAAGAUGAGUUUACCACUGCAUUGACCAUGUUUCAGCAAGCACAGAGGAGUGCUGCCAGUAAAGAAAAGGAAGAGGUGAACAGGGCCAGGGAGAAGAACUACAGUGAUAUUUUUUCCAACAAGAAAGAACAACAAUUGAUUGAGCUUCAAGAUAGUAAUGCAUCUAGGCAGCAACAGCAACAACAGGUGAUGCAAGAGGAACAAGAAUUACGGGUGCUUGAAGAACAGGAACAGUCCAUUAGACAGUUGGAGAAUGAUAUUCAAGAUGUGAAUCAAAUAUUCAAAGAGCUUGGUGCAAUGGUUCACGAACAAGGCGAAAUUGUUGAUAGUAUCGAAGCGAGCGUUGAGCACACUGAACAUUAUGUAUCGCAAGGCGCUAGUCAGCUGCGAGAGGCAAGCACUUACAAAAACAAGAUCCGUAAGAAGAAAUUAUACCUAGCAAUUAUUGCUGCUGUUAUUCUGGCAGUGAUAAUUAUUAUUAUUGCAUGGCAAUCCAACUAAAUUCUGCUGAUUCACCAAUGUUUUAUUUCGAUUGCAACUGUAGUGAAAGUUGCUUUUAGUUAAUCAUGUUUCACUUGCUUUAACUCUUAUAAAACUUUUCCUGAUGAGUGUAUAAUUUAUUCUGGGAUGUUUUAAUAUUUAAUAUGAUUACUGAUAUUCCAUACGCGAACGUAUAUAAUACCUAUAUUAACCGAAAUAUUAUUGCACAUUCUAUUUUUAUAAUUAUUUUAUUGCAAAUACUUAUACAGAUCUAUAUUGGAUGAGUUGGAACUUUGUUAAACUGACUUUAAUGAAUUUCAGAAACUUGAUUAUUAAUUUAUUAAUGUAUGAUAUGAUAAUGCUGUAAUAUAGGAAUAGUCAAUAACUGUGAUUUGGUUAUUGGGAUUUAUUAUCUGAUGUUGAAUAAAUUUGAGCUUCAAAAUAUAAGAACGAUAAAUUAAGAGAUGGUCAUAUGUAAAUUAUGUUAAUCAUAAAAUACAGUAAUAAAACCAACAGAUAACUUCUCAA
Dalotia coriaria is the source of this 1473-nucleotide messenger RNA. Its product is annotated as syntaxin-7. Gene Ontology annotation, molecular function: SNAP receptor activity; SNARE binding. NCBI's taxonomy places the organism in Eukaryota, Metazoa, Arthropoda, Insecta, Coleoptera, Staphylinidae. The transcript is spliced from 4 exons. The record is from RefSeq and is a predicted model, not a curated record. Gene Ontology annotation, biological process: vesicle fusion; intracellular protein transport; vesicle-mediated transport. Gene Ontology annotation, cellular component: membrane; synaptic vesicle; endomembrane system. Bases 160 to 966 code for a protein of 268 amino acids.